AUGCAGACCCACUUGAACAAAUUCAGUAAGCAAUACAACACUUACAGAAGACAAAAGGAUCCCCAAACUGUGCUUCCCAGUGGCACCAGUGCAGACUUUUGCUAUCAGAACCCACAGGAAAUGUUUGGUGAAACCGAUCAAUUAAUUCCAGUACCUUCAGAUGAAAUCGAUAAACAAUUCGCUGAGAAAUAUCCUGAUAUACAAAGUCUCUUUUCAUAUACUCCAUCCUGGUUGUCCAUAAUUGCUGAUGCAACAAUGAUCACCUUAAAUCUGCAUCAUGAUCGGCUCAAGUUUGUAAACAUUAAUCAAGCAUUCUCCUUGAUGAAACAUGCAUUGAUUGCUCAGGAUUGGAGUGGGACACCCUUCGAGGGACUAGAAUUUAUUUGA
This is a messenger RNA of Melampsora larici-populina 98AG31, 387 nucleotides long. RefSeq lists its product as uncharacterized. The transcript has a single exon. Lineage: Eukaryota; Fungi; Basidiomycota; Pucciniomycetes; Pucciniales; Melampsoraceae. The record is from RefSeq and is a predicted model, not a curated record. Bases 1 to 387 code for a protein of 128 amino acids.